Molecule: messenger RNA, 1839 nt
Organism: Homarus americanus (American lobster)
Lineage: Eukaryota; Metazoa; Arthropoda; Malacostraca; Decapoda; Nephropidae
Gene: Idh
Product: isocitrate dehydrogenase [NADP] cytoplasmic-like
Exons: 9
Coding region: 89-1318 (409 amino acids)
Biological process (GO): isocitrate metabolic process
Cellular component (GO): mitochondrion; cytosol; peroxisome
Molecular function (GO): magnesium ion binding; isocitrate dehydrogenase (NADP+) activity; NAD binding
Source: RefSeq, a predicted model, not a curated record
CAGACAACCGUUCCCGUACGCCCGUGUUGUUGUCACUUGGUCGUCUGGGAGAGAAGUGUUGGGACGCGUUGGUCAAAACUUCAUCAAAAUGGGUAAAAUUGAAUGCGGCCCAGUGGUGGAGGUGCUUGGGGAUGAGAUGACCCGCAUCAUCUGGGACAUCAUCAAGCAGAAACUCAUCUUGCCCUUCCUUAAUGUGGAGCUCCACACGUAUGAUUUAGGAAUCGAGAACCGUGAUGCCACAAGCGACCAAGUCACCAUCGACUGUGCUAAGGCCAUCAAGAAACACAGCGUAGGCAUCAAGUGUGCUACAAUCACACCCGAUGAGAAGAGGGUAGAAGAAUUCAAUUUAAAGAAGAUGUGGAAGUCCCCUAAUGGCACCAUACGUAACAUUCUGGGUGGCACUGUGUUCAGGGAAGCUAUUAUUUGUCAGAAUAUUCCUCGUCUUGUUCCCGGAUGGCAAAAACCAAUUGUGAUUGGUCGUCAUGCACAUGCUGACCAGUACAAAGCAGUUGACUUUGUGGUCCCAGGGCCUGGUAAGCUAGAGAUCAGUUGGACACCCUCCAAUGGUGGUAAUGCCAUUCGGGAAGUCAUCCAAGACUUCCAAGGUGCUGGGGUUGCUCUGGGAAUGUUCAAUACUGAUGAGUCUAUCAGAGCAUUUGCUCAUGCGUCUAUGGUUUAUGCUCUGGACCGCAAGUUGCCACUCUACAUGUCGACUAAGAACACAAUCCUUAAGAAAUACGAUGGACGCUUCAAGGAUAUUUUCCAGGAGAUCUAUGACAGUGAAUACAAGUCAAAGUAUGAAGGUGCAGGAAUCUGGUACGAACACAGACUCAUUGAUGAUAUGGUUGCACAAGCCAUGAAGAGUGAAGGUGGCUUUGUGUGGGCCUGCAAGAAUUAUGACGGUGAUGUUCAGUCUGACUCCGUGGCUCAAGGCUUUGGUUCUUUGGGCAUGAUGACUUCUGUCCUGAUUUGUCCUGAUGGUAAGACAAUAGAGUCCGAGGCAGCUCACGGCACAGUCACUCGUCACUACCGUCAGCACCAGCAGGGCAAUGAGACGUCCACUAAUCCAAUCGCUUCUAUCUUUGCCUGGACUCGUGGCUUGGCCCAUCGUGCUAAGCUGGACAACAACGAAGCCUUAGCCAAGUUUGCCGUUUCGCUCGAGGAAAUAUGUGUGGAGACUAUUGAAUCAGGUUCCAUGACGAAAGAUUUGGCUAUCUGCAUCAAGGGCUUGGCAAAUGUAACUCGCAGUGACUAUCUCAGCACCUUCGAGUUUAUGGACAAGCUUGCCGAGAAUUUGCAAAAAAAGUUGUCUGCAUGACUUGGCUCUCCAGAUAAACAGUUUUCCCAGUCAACAUCUAAACUAUAGCACAACAUUCCCAUAGGUUACCUUGUCUUAGAGAUAGUUUUAUUUUGAUUGUUUUAAUAAUGAAUUUGGGUAAUUUAAUAUUAAGUCUUCAUAUAUAUUAUUUUAAAUCACUUCUGAAUUGUAUGAAUUUAUUCAUUAAGUUUUUAAUUAUCCAUGAAAUAUUUUUAAUUUAAUGUAAAGUAAUCAAGUUUUAUGGUGCUUCCGAAAUAAGGGUAUUACUAAAUGUGAACUUCCAGAUUUUUGUAUAUCUUAACUGUUUUUUUUAUUUAUUAUACGUACUAGACUUUUUUUUUAACAUUGUAGCUGCAUAUGUUAUGCACAAGUUUGGUGAAGCAUUUAAGUUUUUACAUUAUUGAUGAAGUAGUGUGUGAACCUCGGCACAAUCGGGUUUUUGUAGUGCUACCAGAUCCAGGAAGUUUUGUAAUACUUGAACAGCAUUUCUUGGGACCAGACAAUACAAAAGGAAGAAAAUA